This is a messenger RNA of Podospora anserina S mat+, 1308 nucleotides long. RefSeq lists its product as uncharacterized. The record is from RefSeq and is a predicted model, not a curated record. The coding region runs from base 1 to 1308 and encodes 435 amino acids. The transcript has a single exon. Gene Ontology annotation, cellular component: cytoplasm; nucleus. Gene Ontology annotation, molecular function: protein binding. Lineage: Eukaryota; Fungi; Ascomycota; Sordariomycetes; Sordariales; Podosporaceae.
AUGCCAGAACCAUCAGCACUCACCGUCAGGCAACAACAGCAGCCAUGGGACGAGUCCCCUUGGUCUUCACCAAGGACCCAGUCCCCCACGGGGCUCCACUACUACACCUCCAAGCCCAUCCCAGAACCAUUUGUGAGAAUGGGAUGGCAACCAAAGACCAGAGUUCCUCGUCAAUAUAACUGUCGUGAGAUCAUCAAACCAAGUCGGAGCAACAAACUUGCGACCCCAUCAAUAUGGGUGCACACCCCCCGUUGCCGUUGCACCCAAGACGAGGUCGAGCGCGAGCGUCAGGAUGAGGCCCUCGCCAACACCAUCACCACACUCUCGACCACGUAUCGGGCUCGUCUCAAGCUUGAAGCAGAGGUAUCCAUCUCCACGGUCUCAACCAAGGCCAAGAAGCCAUCCCACAAGCGUUCCCGGUCAUCCAUUCUUCUCACCCGCCUCCUCUCCUCUCUAACUCCAUCCAACCUCGGUGGGAAACAGGCCCACCAUCCCAACAUCAUCUCCGUCCAACACCUCGCCGACCUCUGCAACGGCUGCUCCGAGCUCGACGCUCCCAGGGUGUUCACCUACCUCCACGGCCACAAAAUCCCCAUCAACAGCCCCAACCACCUCGGCUUCACCCCCCUGAUCUGCGCCCUCCGCUCCCCAUUAGCAAAGACCCGGCCAAAAGCCCACCUAGCCUUUGUCAAGUUCCUCCUCGAAAGCGGCGCCAACCCUAACCUCCCCUCCACCGGGCCGUCAGAUCCCUCCACCCCGCUAAGCGUAGCUUGCUCUCUCAACUCCCUAUCACCUGAGCAAACCGAGGCCAUCCUCAAGCUCCUCCUCGACAAGGGAGCAGCCGCUGACCUACCCAUCCCAUCACCCCUAGGGGGGACAUCCACCGGGAAAACAACCAGACAGACAGCUCUUCACAUCGCCACAUUGUGCUCCAACCCAACUGCCCUGUCAUUUCUGCUGGGCUACGGCAACGCAAAUCCCAACCCUUUGUCGACGGGCAAGAACGGUCCGUCAGUCAGCCCGCUACACUGGGCUGCCCACACUGACACCGCCUGCGCGACUGUGUUGCUCGAGUAUGGCGCUGAUCCGCUGGCGAGGGAUCGGCAAGGCAAGACGCCGCUUCAUUGGGCGGCCGAGUACGGGUAUGAUGUUGGCUUGAUGGAGUUGCUGAUGGGGUAUAUGAAGGAGGGGGAGAAGGCGGAGGUGGUGGGGGAUGUGCUGGGGAGGGUGGUGAAACACUUGGAGAACGGGCAUGGGAGGAGGGGGCAUGUAGCUGUAGUUGGGGCGUGCUUAGGCAGGCGGGUUUGA